UGUCAUCCCACAGGUGUGUCCCAGAGUAGUGGGGAGGUAAAUGGGUCUCUGGCAACGAUUAAAACUGUGGGGAACUUCCUCACACUGGGGCUGGACAGCCAAGCGGGAUUAUGGGAAAUCCGUGUGUCGUCAACUGUGCCCUACUCACUGAAGGUCGUAGGUCAGAGCGCCAUCGACUUCCUGUUUGACUUUGUGGAGGUGUCCCAGGGACCUCAUCCAGCCUUCGCUGUUUUAGAGUCCCGUCCUCAAGCUGGUGGUAAUGCCACCCUGCUGGUGUCAGUGACGGGGAGUGAAUCUGUGAGUCUGACAGAGGUCGCGCUGGUUGAGGCCUCGGGGUCAGGGGAGGUCAAUGGAACCUUGGAAUCAGUCGGCGGCGGGGACUUCCUAGUCACCAUGGACAGAAUCCCGGCGGGGGAAUUUGUUGUGCGUCUGAGAGGAGAGAACAGCGCCACCACAAGGGCAUUACCAGACAGCUUCCAGAGACAGUCCUCCACCCGCCUCAGAGCCUCCACUGUUAUGGUGAUGGCUAAGGCAGAAAGUGACCUGGAGCCUGGAACACCCUUUUCAGUUCUGUUCACUGUGACAACCAACGGGACCGGCGGAUCCUUCACCAUCCGGGCCACACACGACCGGGGGUUCCCCUCCUCUUCCCCUACAGACCUGACGCUAGUGACCGGGGUCAGUGCCAACGGUACAGUGACUCUCACGGCUCCCGCCAACACCGCAUCGGGCACUGACGUCACCCUGACCAUCGAGGCUGAGUCUCCCGGGGCCACCGACACUAACUAUGCCGUUCUGCGCCUCUCAGUCGUUUCACCGGUGACAGAUGUCAGCCGUCCGGUGUGCGAUGUGGUCAGCGUAACAGCUAAUUGUUCUGACGACUGCAGCCUGUCCGCGUGGGAGCUCUCUGCCAACCUGACGGACGGCAAUGGGACGGGCAUCGAGCACGUCACUCUGCGCCAGGGCAACGGAACCCUCAACACCACCACGGUGAAGGGCGCUGGGAAUUGGACCGUGACUCUGGCAGCCUACAGCGCCUCCUGCUGUUCCCCGGAGGUAGAGCUGGUGGCGGUGGACAGCGCGGGGAACGUGGGAACCUGUUUCAGGUCCAUCAGAGUCACAGUGGAUACCACUGUCCAGCCGCCAGUCACCGAUGCUACCACUAAGAACAGCAUCACCGUGACUACACCAAAGGUUGGCGCCGCGAGCAGCAGCCAUCCUCUAUCCCUCUCCUCGUAUCUCUGUUCCAUCAUGUUAGUCUCUGUCACACUCGUUUUGAGCCUCUAGUGUCACUUCUGGUCUUGAAAGAUUCUCUGUUAUAAUACUGUCUGGUAACUUUCCAUUAUUGUGUCAAUUCUAAUAAUAAAUGCCAUUUAGCAGAAGUGUCUUACAGUAAUGCAUGCAUACAUUUUAUGUAAAGGUGGUCCUGGGAAUUGAACCCACUAUCCUGGUGUUGCAAGUGCCAUGCUCUACCAACUGAGCUACUGAGGUCUAAGGUCAUGCGGCUUUGUGUUUUUUCGAUGGACCUCGUGUCAUCUGUGUACCAAAACAAAGUGCCAAGGCAGUCUCUAAAAGGCAUCCUGCAGGGACGAGGGCUGGGAUGAAAAGACACAAUAAUAAUAAUAAUAUAGGACAAAACACAGAUCACGACAAGACAAACAACACUACAUGAAGAGAGACCUAAAGACAACAACAUGGCAAGGCAGCAACACAUGACAACACAACAUGGUAGCAGCACAACAUGGUAGCAGAGCAAAGGGCAAGAAGGUAGAGACAACAAUUCAUCAGGCAAAGCCGCUACAAGUGCCAGUAAGAGUGUCCAUGAUUGAGUCUUUGAAUGAAGAGAUUGAGAUAAAACUGUCCAGUUUGAGUGUUUGUUGCAGCUCGUUCUAGCUACAGCGAAAUGCAUAUGGUAUUGAUAAGUAAUCAUAAAUAAUCAUAAUGUAUGUUGAUAUCACUGUCAUUUCUUAAUGGUCUAUAGCGAGCAUUAUUAGGUAUCAAUAAGACUCUACUUCCUAAUGUUCUCUGCUUAGUUACUCAUGAAUCAAUAUGUAAAUAUUGAUUCUCUUUUGUAAUGUCAGUCCUCGAUAAUGUGAAACAUAUUCCUCCAAAGGCCAAUAAAAUGAACUGAAGAAGUAAAAACAA
Molecule: messenger RNA, 2145 nt
Organism: Oncorhynchus masou masou (cherry salmon)
Lineage: Eukaryota; Metazoa; Chordata; Actinopteri; Salmoniformes; Salmonidae
Product: von Willebrand factor A domain-containing protein 7-like
Exons: 5
Source: RefSeq, a predicted model, not a curated record